Molecule: messenger RNA, 1450 nt
Organism: Brassica oleracea var. oleracea
Lineage: Eukaryota; Viridiplantae; Streptophyta; Magnoliopsida; Brassicales; Brassicaceae
Exons: 11
Coding region: 163-1350 (395 amino acids)
Cellular component (GO): membrane
Molecular function (GO): glycosyltransferase activity
Source: RefSeq, a predicted model, not a curated record
UAUUCAUCCUCGCUUGUUAUUAUAUCAUAUCUUGGGUCACAAGAAUACUCUUCAUCAGCAUCUAGGUUGUCAAUUUGGAGAUUUCACACUUCUGGUUUCAACCGGUUCUAACUGCCAAGUGGAAGAAACUUGUUCCUACUUGUGUUUGAGUUUGUUUAUGAGAUGAAGGCCAUUAGAGGGUGGCGUCUAGGCAGAACAAGUCAUAUGCCUGGUGCUCAUCACCGUGCUCGUACAGAGAAGCCAGUAUGGAUCAUCGCAGUGGUUUCGUUGAUAAUAAUGUUUGUAAUUGGUGCUUACAUGUUCCCUCAUCAUAGCAAAGCUGCUUGUUAUAUGCUUUCGUCUAAAGGUUGCAAGGGACUUACUGAUUGGCUUCCAACCUCGCCGAGGAAGUUUUCUUAUGACGAGAUCACAGCUCGUGUAGUGACUAGGGAAGUCUUGAGCUCCCCUCUUGUUAUAAAAAAGAGUUCUAAGAUUGCAUUUAUGUUCUUAACUCCGGGUACAUUGCCUUUUGAAAAGUUAUGGGAUCUCUUUUUCCGGGGUCAUGAGGGGAAAUUAUCUGUGUAUAUCCAUGCAUCAAAGGAUACGCCGGUUCACACCAGUCGUUACUUUAUUAACCGUGAUAUUCCAAGUGAUGAGGUGGUCUGGGGUACAAUAUCAAUGAUUGAUGCUGAAAGGCGUUUGUUGGCCAAUGCUCUUAGAGAUCCUGAGAAUCAGCAAUUUGUUUUACUCUCUGAUAGUUGUGUGCCACUUCGAAGUUUUGAAUACAUGUACAACUAUAUGAUGUUCAGCAAUGUCAGCUAUGUUGACUGCUUUUACGAUCCUGGUCGACAUGGAACCGGCAGGCAUACGGAUCACAUGUUGCCGGAAAUUCCAAAAGAAGAUUUUAGAAAGGGUUCACAGUGGUUCUCCAUUAAGCGUCAGCAUGCAGUAAUAACUGCAGCAGACAGUUUAUACUACUCAAAAUUCCGGGACUACUGUGGGCCAGGUGUAGAGAGUAACAAGUACUGCAUUGCGGAUGAACAUUACCUGCCAACACUAUUCCAUAUGCUUGAUCCUGGUGGCAUUGCGAACUGGACUCUGACAUAUGUUGAUUGGUCUGAGAAAAAGUGGCAUCCAAAAACAUACAUGCCCGAAGACAUCACACACGAGUUACUGAUGAACCUCAUGUCCAUUGACGCAGUUUCACACGUAACAAGUGAAAAAACGGGUGUAGUAACAUGGACACAAUGCAUGUGGAAUGAAAUCAAAAGACCUAGCUAUAUCUUUGGAAGGGAGUUUCAUGCACAUACUCUUGAUAAACUGAUCGACGUUUUCUCAAACUACACAACCAUACUGCAUAAACCUCACUAGAAGAUGUAACUCGUUUCAAAGUCGUUUAAAGAGCAGAAAAUAUUGUUGUGAUCCUGAGAAGCAUAGGAAGUGUUUGGUUCAUUUGAUCAUGAUAUAUCUC